ACCAAACUGUCUACCUUUUUUCCUACUUCCGUUUGUCUACCCUUGGUCCCUCAUCUCUCGUCUCCUCCCUCUCUCCUCUCCCUCUCCCCCACCCCCACCCCCCGGCAACCAUCAUCACCUGCAUGCCUAACCUCUUCGGCUCCCAAAAUACUCAUGAAAAUGGCCUAUUUCUCCAUUCUUUCUUCUCCUCUCACCUCAUCAACUUCCGUUCACUCUCUCUUCUUUUCCUUUCGCUUUCAAUGCCCACCGAAAAUGCUGCAGAACCUCUUUUUUUCACCAAUUUGUUGAAACCUUCAUAACCACCUUCACAGGGCCGUGUUCCUUCUCAACAAAGACCUCUCUGAAUUCCGUUUUGGUGCUCACUAUUUUCUUUACUUGCAUAAACUGAGAUGCCCAUUGUGUUUUUUGGAUGAUUCUGCUAGUUGAUUUGGUCAAAGCCAUAUCUUGGUGCUGCUUGGUGCACUCCAACUUGGAUAUCAGUUUUCCUGACUUGGUUACUAAUCUGCUUUCAGAUCUUCAAAGCUUAGAUUGCGCUCUUUUCUGGUCAGUUUUAUCCAGCACCUACUUAUUUGGUAGAGUUAUUUGAGUUUGAGCUCAAACUACAGUGUGGGUUCUAGGGUUUUUCAUUUUUCAUAACUGCUAGCCAAUCUCUGUUUUGAUUAGACUUUUAACUCUUUAGACCCUUUUGAGUUAUUGCUAGGGAAGUGAUUUUGAAGACAACCCAGUUAGUUGAUCGGCUUCGACAAUCUGUCUCACUUGUUAGUUAUAUGGAGUAUUUCUUGAUACCUGGUUAGGGUUUCUAGUUUGUCGUUUAAGCUGGACUAUUAUAGUGGCAUCCGAUCAAAUUUGUGACCAUCCACUUUUUGUUGUUUUAGCUGUUUCGCUUUUUGGCUGACAAUUCAUGGGUGUGCUAGGGUUAACCGCUUUAGGACAAUAAUUUAUUGCAAAAUUGUAGCUUAGUUUGAAAAUUGCGCAAUUGUAACUGUUUAGGCAUCCAUUGAGUGGGGUUUUAACCUCUUACCAUUACCAUUGGGCAUCUUUGGUUAUGUAAUUAGGAUUACCAGUGGGUUUCUGGUGUUCUAUAAGCUCCUUUGUGGUCCUUUCUGUCAAGAUGACUGUAAGCAGUCACUGUUUCGUCGAAUGGAAAGAGCAUUUUGUUUCGCAGGAGCGGGGGAAGCGUGUGGUUCACUAUUUCCUGAAGGAUUCUGCUGGGGAAUCUAUUCUUGCUGUUGUGGGCACUGAGAGGAGUGUUAGGCACAUGUUCUAUGUUGUUGCUGAGGAGUUUAUGCAGACUUAUGGUGCAGAAAAUUCUAUUCAUGCUGGUUUCAAAUGGAGGUCAAGGAGGGAGGUUGUGGAUUGGCUUACGUCUAUGUUAUCAAAGCAGCAUCUACAGAGUGAUCGGUCCAAAUCACCAAAACAUGAUUUAGUGCAAACUCUGGAAUCUCCUCAAUAUCCUGUGAAUGCAUUUGGUGCUCAACAGACACAGGGCCGGCUUUCUAGGAACUUGAAUGGACAUAAUUCAGAUAUUGUGUGGUCAGGCGAUGCAUGGACAUGUGGAAAACAGCUCAAACACUACCCAGCUUUCUGUAGAAAUGGGAUUAGAAUAGUGAUCCAGUCCUUUGUUUUUGUCAUGGCAAAAGGUAAGAAUCAUUACGUUGCUUAUUUGGAAGAUAUGUAUGAAGACAAGAGGGGACAGAAGAAAGUCAAAGUGAGGUGGUUUCAUCAUAACCAGGAAGUCAAGGGUGUAGUUCCUCUAAGAAAUGCUCAUCCAAAAGAAGUUUUUAUUACACCUUAUUCGCAGGUCAUUAGUGCAGAAUGUGUUGAUGGCCCUGCUACAGUAUUAACUCGUGAGCAUUAUGAGGAAUACUUGGCUGCUUUUCCUAAUGCUUUAUCAGCUAGAAUACAUUUGUGCUUUAGGCAGUUCAGAAGCAAUAAAGUAAAGCCCUUUGAUUUGAGUAAAUUGCGUGGGUACUUUGAUCAACAAAUUAUCUCUUGUCUGAAUUCCAAACCAUUUCCUGGGCCUGACUCUAUAGGCUUAGGCUAUGGCCUAACGGGUGAACAAGAUGAAGAAUUGAGUCCAGGUGAGAAUGUGAAGUUGGGAGCCAAGAGGACCAGAAGUGGUAGAGGGAGUGAAACAUUUGCGACAGAUCAUUCAGGAGUUGGAAUUUCUGGAAGCCAGAUGAUGACUUCUGAGCCUUCGUAUUUCAACUUAAGAUAUGGUAUGUCAGGCAAGAGAUUGCCUCCCCUCAAGCAUGCUGAGUCUCAGCAUCAAUACAGCCCACUAUUUAAGGUUGAUGAAAAGGUUGAACUGUUGUGCCAAGAUAGUGGUAUUCGAGGCUGCUGGUUUAGGUGUACUGUCUUGCAGGUCUCCCGAAAACAGAUAAAAGUUCAGUAUGAUGAUCUGCGAGAUGAAGAUGAGUAUGGCAAUCUUGAGGAAUGGAUCCUGGCUUUCAAAUUGGCUGUGCUUGAUAAACUUGGUAUGAGGUGCUCAGGCCGUCCAACAAUUCGACCAGCUCCUCCUUUAAAUGAACAAACAGAUCUAGCUUUUGAGGUUGGCUCUGCCGUUGAUGCAUGGUGGAGUGAUGGAUGGUGGGAAGGGGUUGUAACUGGAAUCAGCAGUAGCAAUGAUGAUAUUCUGCAAGUUUACUUUCCUGGUGAGAGUUUCUUCUUGAGCAUACACAAAAAGAAUCUAAGGACUUCCAGAGAUUGGGUGGAUAAUCAAUGGAUUGAUAUUCAGGCAAAACCUGAUAUACUUUCGGCAAUAUCAGUAACAAUUAGCCCAGAUGCCAAAAUGUCCACGUCUUCAACAAUUACCAAGGACAUGAAGCCCAGUGGUUUUGAUUUUUCCUAUACUGAAGUUCAUACUAGUGCUGAGCUUAAUAACAUUGAAGACAAAGAGUCAGACAUAGCUACAUUGGUCAGGACUGGCAGCAUCCUGGAGGAUAUGGACUGUGAUGAUGAUAGGAAGCCUCCAUCAUCUGAUGACAAAGCUGAUGAGGAUGGUGGUAAUGACAUUAAUGUUAGUCAUGAUGAAGUAGAUGGAGUACAAGGCAAUGAUGAAGAUGAGGUUGAUGGUGAUGUUAAAGAGAGUGAUGAAAAAAUAGAUAUAGUGGUGUUUGAGUCAUCUGAGAAGAAUUGUAAGGCUGUGGAAUUCAUGGAAGUGACGGCAUAAGAUGCUUGUAGCCGGCUUGUAUUGCAUUAUAUCAUGAUUGCCAUGGUCCUACUAAUAUUUGUAGGUUUCGGUUGGUGCUCGAGAUGGCUUUGUAAAUAUUAACAUGACAAUUGACGAUCUCCAUCAGUUUGUCGAUCAUAAUCAUAGAUGUACAGGAAUCAUAUUAGAUUUUUAAGGUUCUGUUGUAACUGGUUUUAUGAGAGUUGGGAUUGGCAUUUGAAUUCCUUUGGUUAGAAGCCUAAUUGAGUCAGAUUUCCCAAAGUGGUCCCUCACUUAAUGUGCUUCUUGCUUGUAAUUUGUACCAUGAUAAUAUUAAAGUUACUUAUAUAAUCUGUACUCUGAAUUGCUUGUCCCCAACAGUUAUUCAGUGGUUUGAAUGCUAGGUCUGGGCUUUAAAUU
This is a messenger RNA of Hevea brasiliensis (rubber tree), 3571 nucleotides long. RefSeq lists its product as uncharacterized. Gene Ontology annotation, molecular function: chromatin binding. The record is from RefSeq and is a predicted model, not a curated record. The transcript has 6 exons. Bases 1112 to 3172 code for a protein of 686 amino acids. NCBI's taxonomy places the organism in Eukaryota, Viridiplantae, Streptophyta, Magnoliopsida, Malpighiales, Euphorbiaceae.